Molecule: messenger RNA, 1155 nt
Organism: Thlaspi arvense
Lineage: Eukaryota; Viridiplantae; Streptophyta; Magnoliopsida; Brassicales; Brassicaceae
Source: the annotation of a GenBank genome assembly
AUGGUUCUAGGGAGUUCAACGAUAGAGGAAACAUGGCAACAAGAGAAGUGUGCUCUCGCUGAGCUCUUGAGGAUCUGCGACUCCGCCAGGAUAAGCAAUCCGGUGAUUUCAAGGGCCACGUCGAUUCACUUGAUGCGAGGGGCUGUUCGAGCAACCUCGCCCCCUUCUGUUACCAAACAGCUUCUCCUCCCGUCUUACGAAGUUGGGUUUUCCAUUUUCCACGGGUCCAAGCUACGCAAAUGGAUCUAUCGCUGUGAUCAAUUCUUCAACCUCGACAACACCCCUCCUGAACAACGUGUUCCGCUGGCCUCUAUACAUCUUGAGGAUGAGGCGCUUAAGUGGCAUCACAACUUCAUCUCCGAGAUAUACGGGCUCCUUCCUUCCUGGUCCGAAUAUGUGGUUGAGAUCUCGAGCCGUUUCAGCGGUAUUUUCAAUGAUCAUAUGUCUGAGCUGGUUUCGCUGAAGCAGGGUAAUGAUUCUAUUGAGGUGUACCACAAAAAAUUCGAGAGUGCCUAUACUCAUCUCGUUCUCCUUACGUCUCAUGCUCAAAGCAUUUUUCUCACGAAUAUGCAACCGCAUCUGUUGCUCCAUGGUCCGACUACAGCACCACUGCUUCCCCUGCCCGACACUUCGAGCCCAGCUAAAUCUGGUUUCAUCCCUCGCUCAAAUGAGGAGAAGCUACCUCGCAAAUUCAGUUACCAGGAAAUUCAGGACCGCCGCGCUCAAGGGCAGUGUACGUUCUGUGAUUAUGCUUUUACACAUGGGCAUCAACUCAAGCAUAAACGCUCUCAUAUAUAUGUCCUUGAAUGUGAUGAUGAGGAUGAAGAGGAACUGCCUCUGGCUGCAGAAAUCGUGACAGCCACCGAAACUCCUCCAACAAGCUUUCCAGAUCCCAUCCCUACCAUUUCUCCAACACACUCAGCGGUUCAGCCACAUUCAACUAACUUCCCGGAUAUCCAAGUAGCCAAGGAGCUCGGUUGUCGCAUGGAAGCAAUGCUCCCCAUGUCUGUAGCAGCUGCGAGCGGUGACUUGGUGACUCACUACAGGUACUCGGAUUUCUGUUGGAAAGUACAAGGCCACUCUUACACCUCUGAAAUUCAGACACUUCUCUCCAAGGCUGCGUGUUGGUUGGUGUUCAAUGGCUCGCUCCUUUAG